GAUUGUAUUCUGAAACCGUCGAUCGAGAGUAUGGCGCAACAUGGCCGCAAUGUGUGAAGCAGACAAGUCAUUAAAUUUCAACUCCGUGUAUUAUUUUUAAUUAAUUAGAAUUUGUCAGUUAGGGAUUAUAUAAAUUAUAAAUGCCCACUAAAGGAGAAUUACAACGUCCGGGUCAUUUAAGUCUACAAUUCUGCAAUCAAGAACCAUCUCAUAGUUGGACCGAUGAUCUACCUGUAUGUCCAUUUUCUGGAGUAGGUUACUCAACAAAUCAAGUUUAUCGCAGGGAUGGAACUCCAAGUGAAGAACAUGAAUUUGAAGACAAAAUUUUUCAUGUUCGAGCUGAUGAUGUGUAUUUCUAUGGUUUGUUUGACGGUCAUUGUGGAAAGAAAGCAGCACAUUUUGCAGCUCAAAGAAUGCCAGCAGAAAUCCUAUUAGGUCAACUUAAAGGAAAUGAGAACGAUAAAAGUAUAAAAGAAUUAUUACGAAAAGCAUUUUCAACUGUCGAGAAAGGAUUUUUUGAAUCAAUUGAUGAUCUUUUGGCAGAAAAAGCUAAUUUAGAAUUUCAGUUGCAGGAAGCAGGAAUGUAUGCAACGUACAGGAACCAACCAGAAAUUAUUGACUGUCUUAGAACAAUUUCUUCCGAAAUUUCAGGAGGAACUACUGCUGCUGUUGCUCUAAUUGUCAAAAAUAAGCUCUAUGUUGCAAAUGUUGGAAAUAGCAGAGCCGUUCUAUGUAAAAUAGAUCAGAGUAACUUAAUUCAUGUUCAGCAGUUAAGUGUCGAUCAUGAUAUUGAUAAUGAUGAUGAAUUACUUCGGUUAUUAGAGCUCGGAAUGGAUGUAGAGAAAAUACGCAAGCAAGGAAAAUUAGGCAAUCAAGAAAAUACACGAUGUAUUGGAAAUUAUAUGGUUAAAGGAGGAUAUAGAGAUUUCGAUUCAAUACUUCGAGAAUCAAGCCAAGAGCCUGUUAUAGCUGAACCGGAAAUGUGUGGAGGUAUUCAAAUAGAUGAUAGUUGUAGGUUUUUACUACUAAUGUCUAGUGGAUUAUAUAAAUCCUUAAAAGAAGCUACAGGUACAAAACAGGCAAAUCUUGAUAUAUGCAAAAUGGUUAUAGAACAGUUUUCCAUGCAUACAACAAUUACUGGAGUUGCUCAAGCUGUGGUGGAUAAAAUUGUAAGAAUUCAUCAUGACAUGUAUUUAAAUAGUCCCGAAUCAUUAACAGUAUGCCAAAAACGAGAUGACAUAACACUUAUAGUUAGGAACUUUAAUCAACCUUUACCAAGUUCUGCAACACCUUCUCAAACUUCAAGUUCAAUGACAAGUAGUGUAGAUGAAUUAAAAACAAUUAAACGAAUGGGUGGAAAUAUUAUUACCAGCAGGCCUGAUCCUGAACCUGAAAUAUAUAGUGAACUAAACACUGCUUCUAACACAGAACCACUCAUGAGUAAUCAGUCAGAGCAAGAAGAGGGACAGAUGUUAUUUCAGUCUCUUCGAAGUCACUCGUUACCUUUAAAUGAAAGAGGAAGGAUAAAUCCUUAUGUAGACUUUUCUAAUUUCUAUAAUGCGAUAGAAGAAGCAAAGAAACAAGGGAAAAAAGUGCCUGAAGGUUGUGAUACUUAAAGACAAAUGCAUUCUAUGAAUAUUUUAUGAAGUCAUUACAAAUCAAAAUGAAAUUCUCAGCCUUUGGUUAUUGAAUAAUUCAUCAGAAAUAGCAUAAAAUAUUUUUAUGCUUUUUUUCCCAUCAAAUAAAUUUUCAAUUCUGAGGUGUGAGACAUCCAAACAAUAGACUUUUGACAUGUGUAAUAUUUAGUGUAUGUAUAGAUGUUACAUACACUAAAUAUUACACAUGUCAAAAGUCUAAACUUAGUAUACAGAGUGGAAAUCU
Molecule: messenger RNA, 1881 nt
Organism: Centruroides sculpturatus (bark scorpion)
Lineage: Eukaryota; Metazoa; Arthropoda; Arachnida; Scorpiones; Buthidae
Product: TGF-beta-activated kinase 1 and MAP3K7-binding protein 1-like
Exons: 8
Coding region: 141-1616 (491 amino acids)
Biological process (GO): protein dephosphorylation
Molecular function (GO): protein serine/threonine phosphatase activity
Source: RefSeq, a predicted model, not a curated record